AUGAUACUCCGAAAAUUCUUUAACACUUCUGCUCCUCCUCUGCCGCCUCUGCCGCCUCUUCCCCAUCUUCCUCCUCCUCCUCUUCCCACUCUCUCCUCCUCUUCCCCCUCUCUCUUACUCCCCCUCUUCCUCCUCCUCCUCUUCCCACUCUCUCCUCCUCUUCCCCAUCUCUCUUACUCCCCCUCUUCCUCCUCCUCCUCUUCCCCCUCUCUCCUCCUCCUCUUCCCCCUCUCUCCUCCUCCUCUUCCCCAUCUCUCUUACUCCCCCUCUUCCUCCUCCUUCUCUUCCCACUCUCUCCUCCUCUUCCCCAUCUCUCUUACUCCCCCUCUUCCUCCUCCUCCUCUUCCCCCUCUCUCCUCCUCCUCUUCCCCAUCUCUCUUACUCCCCCUCUUCCUCCUCCUCCUCUUCCCCCUCUCUCCUCCUCCUCUUCCCCCUCUCUCCUCCUCCUCUUCCCCAUCUCUCUUACUCCCCCUCUUCCUCCUCCUCCUCUUCCCACUCUCUUCUCCUCCUCCUCUUCCCCCUCUCUCCUCCUCCUCCUCUUCCUCCUCCCCCUCCUCUUCCCCCUCUCUCCUCCUCCUCCUCUUCCUCCUCCCCCUCUCUCCUCCUCCUCCUCCUCAGUCUGACAGUGGAUCCUUUUAA
This is a messenger RNA of Knipowitschia caucasica, 639 nucleotides long. The record is from the annotation of a GenBank genome assembly. Lineage: Eukaryota; Metazoa; Chordata; Actinopteri; Gobiiformes; Gobiidae.